Toxoplasma gondii ME49 is the source of this 252-nucleotide messenger RNA. RefSeq lists its product as hypothetical. The transcript is spliced from 2 exons. The coding region runs from base 1 to 252 and encodes 83 amino acids. Lineage: Eukaryota; Apicomplexa; Conoidasida; Eucoccidiorida; Sarcocystidae. The record is from RefSeq and is a predicted model, not a curated record.
AUGAAAAGCGAACGUGUCUUUCUAGAGGAAGAACUCGGCGCGUUCGAACUUCUCUGUCAAGGUCCAGGGGGCGCAUGGCAAGCGGCUCGCGACUCUCUGAGGCUUUGCUUCCCAAAAGCCAACUGCGACGAGUCUCGGCUUCCCUCAAAAAUCGACCCCAAGAAGUGCCGCACACUCCAAGUGGAAGCGACCAGGCAAGUUGCGAAAUGUUUCCUUCCUUCCCUCUCUUCUCCGCCUUGCCUUCUCCUUUGA